This is a messenger RNA of Octopus bimaculoides (California two-spot octopus), 3689 nucleotides long. RefSeq lists its product as uncharacterized. Gene Ontology annotation, cellular component: nucleus. Gene Ontology annotation, biological process: regulation of gene expression. Lineage: Eukaryota; Metazoa; Mollusca; Cephalopoda; Octopoda; Octopodidae. The record is from RefSeq and is a predicted model, not a curated record.
UUCACUGCAUCAUGACGAACCUGUUUGGCGCUGGAAUCUCUCUUAAUUACCUCCCGAACGCAAUUAUAAUCCAUUUCUCUACCACCUGACGCACUGAUAACAACACUAUCCUUUAUAAAAAAAACAUUUCCAAUAUCAGAUGACAUUGGAAUAACUGAAGAUACAUUCUCAUUAUUUAUCUUCUUUUAAAGACCAAAAUGAAAAUAUUGUACAGAGCAGAUAUAGAAGAUUGAUUCUAUAAGUCUAUGGUAGAAUUCCUAUGAUAUAUUUACUCUGAAAUGUGUUAUUAGCAAACUUUGUGGACAUCACCGGCUGGAGUGUCUACAAGAUGAGUCUGGUUGCAAAUUAAACUUGGAUAAAUUUACUAAAGAGUAUUCAGACAAAAGUAACACUGGACAGAAAUACAGCAGUUGAAAUUUUUGUAAAUAAAAGACUAUAGAAGGAAAAAGAAGAAAAAAAUAUAUGUUGUGAAUUUCAAAGAGGGAUAAUGGAAAAGAGUAAGAAAUUAAAGGAUCUAACUUUUCCAGAAGCUAGAGAAACAAAGAGACGAAAAUUGUCACAUAACUGUGAUGUCUGUGAAAGGUCCUUCUCUCAAGAGAGUCACUUGAUUAUGCACAAAUGUGUUCAUGCAGUAGAGAAGCCAUUUUACCGUGACAAACCCAUUCAUACAGGGAAGAAACCAUUUCACUGUGAUAUCUGUGGUAAAUCAUUCUCUAAAAAGUUUUACUUGAUCACACACCGACGUAUUCAUACAGGAGAGAAGCCAUUUCAUUGUGACAUCUGUGGUAAAUCAUUCUCUAAAAAAAUUUACUUGACUACACACAAACGUAUUCAUACAGGGGAGAAGCCAUAUCAUUGUGAUGUCUGUGGUAAAUCAUUCUCUCACCCAAGUGAUUUAAAUUCUCACAAACGCGUUCAUACAGGAGAGAAGCCAUAUCAGUGUAACAUCUGUGGUAAAUCAUUCUCUAACCGAAGUACUUUAAAUUCUCAUAAGCUUAUUCACACAGGGGAAAAACCAUAUUCCUGUAAUAUCUGUGGUAAAUCAUUUUCUGGCUACACUGGUUUAACUCAUCACAAACGUAUUCAUACAGGAGAGAAGCCAUAUCAAUGCAACAUCUGUAACAAAUCUUUCUCUGUCAGUAGUACCCUGACUAGUCACAAACGUACUCAUACAGGAGAGACACCAUAUUCUUGUGAUAUCUGUGGAAAAUCAUUCUCCAGAAUUGACAACUUAGCUACUCACAAACGUAUCCAUACAGGAGAGAAGCCAUAUCAAUGUGAUGUUUGUGAUAAAUCUUUCUCUCGAAGUGGUACCCUAAUUGCUCACAAACGUAUUCAUACAGGAGAGAGACCAUAUUCUUGUGAUAUCUGUGGUAAAUCAUUCUCUCGAAAUGGCACCUUAGCUACUCAUAAACGUGUUCAUACAGGAGAGAAGCCAUAUCAUUGUUAUAUCUGUGGUAAAGCAUUCUCUGUGAGUUCUGACUUAUCUGAACACAAACAUAUCCAUACAGGAGAGAAGCCAUAUCACUGUGAUAUCUGUGGUAAAUUAUUCUCCUCAAAUACUUGCUUGACUAGACACAGACGUGUUCAUACCGGAGAGAAGCCUUAUCACUGUGAUGUGUGUAGUACAUCAUUCUCUAAUCGAAGUGCUUUAAAUUCACAUAUACGUGUCCAUACAGGGGAGAAACCAUUUCGCUGUGACAUUUGUGGUAAACCAUUCUCUGUAAGUGGUAAAUUGACUAGACACAAACGUAUUCAUACUGGAGAGAAACCAUAUCACUGUGAUGUCUGUGGUAAAUCAUUCUCUGACCAAAGUGAUUUCGGUCGUCACAAACGUGUUCAUACAGGAGUGAAGCCAUAUCAGUGUAACAUCUGUAGUAGAUCGUUUGCUGACCAAAGUUAUUUAUAUUCUCACAAACGUACUCAUACAGGGGAGAAACCAUAUUCCUGUAAUAUCUGUGGUAAAUCAUUCCCUCGCAACUCUGCUUUGACUGAACAUAAACGUAUUCAUACAGGAGAGAAGCCAUAUCCCUGUAUCAUCUGUAACAAAUCUUUUGCUGCCAGUAGUAACCUAACUACCCAUAAACGUAUUCAUACAGGAGAGAAGCCAUAUGACUGUGAUAUCUGUGGUAAAGCAUUUUCUCAGAGUUGUGCUUUAAGUAGUCACAAGCGUAUUCAUAAAGGUGACAAGCCAUUUCACUGUGAUAUCUGUGGCAGAUCAUUUUCUCAGAGUUCUAAUUUAACAGGUCACAAACGUACUCAUACAGGAGAGAAGCCAUAUCACUGUGAUACCUGUGGUAAAUCAUUCGCUCAAAGUGGUACCUUAGCUUCUCACAAGUGUAUUCUUACAUGAGAAAAGUCUUUACUCUGUAAGUGGUGACUUAACCCUUUACCAUGCAAAUUAUUCUGUCGAAUAUGAUGUUUAUUUAUACAAAUUAUUUUCAGUUUGUCAUGCAUUAACUCACAGUUUUCAAAUUUUAAUGAUGUGAUUGUGUAUUUACAGAAAGACAUUGUAGGGUAGGUGUAAGAGGCCAUUUCUGGGAAGUUUGAACGUAAAAUAUGUAGUAUAUUUGGGCUAGAGAUGGCUGGUUUAAAUGCUAAAGGGUUAACACUAAAAGUAUCAACAUUUCUUUCUUCUUAAAAAGACCAUAAUGGUCAUUUUUGACUGUCAUUGAAAAUCUUAUUUCAUACAAUUUAUUUUAAAUAUCAGCAAAUGCAAUGAAUAAAGGAUUUGAAAAUACAGUCUUUUAGCAUUUAUUUACAUGCAAAAAAUAUAUAUCUAUACACAUAUAUGAAAUGAUGCUUAUGAUUGCACCAUUCAAUACAGUUGUAGAAAUUAAAAAGUAAAAAGCAAAAGUGGUGAUAAAUGACCACUUGGUACUUCUAGUGUUAACUAAAUGUGUAUUUAUUCAUAUAUGUAUAUGACUAUCAAUGUGACAAUUCCUAUGAACAAGAAGCAUUUUGACCUUCUCCUAAAAUGGUUGUAGUAUUGCAGGCAUUCUGCAUGGCAAUAACCAAGCUACUCAUCAGGGAAUUGCUGUAAUUGUCAGAGUUCCUUCUAUGCCAAAAAAAAAGAGAAGAGGGGCACUCUCUCUAACUGUAAAAGUAUUCACACGGGAGUCAUCAUCGUUUAACGUCCGCUUUCCAUGCUAGCAUGGGUUGGACGACUUGACUGAGGACUGGUGAAACCGGAUGGCAACACCAGACUCCAAUCUAAAUUUGGCAGAGUUUCUACAGCUGGAUGCCCUUCCUAACGCCAAAUGCAGAUAGAAAUUGUCCAAUCCAUGCCAGCAUGAUGAUGAUGAUGAUGAUAUACACAUAUAAUGUAGGAAGCAUGUUGUCUACCCAGGUAUUCAUCUUAAAAUUAUAUCAAAUGAGAAGACUUGUUGAGGCAUGUGUCAUGUAAUGGUGCCUCUGCCAGUGACACAUACAGCCACCUAUUACACUCGGAGUGGUUGGUGUUAUAAAGGGCAACCGUCAAGAAUAUGCCAGAGGAGAUAAGAUCACAACCGAAGCUGCCCAACACACAGAACCAACCCAUGAACAUGCUACAGAAUUUCAACUAUGAUACAACUUCCACUGUUCCAGAUAGAGUCAGUUAAAAUUUGUCAAACCAGUUACUUCACAAUAUGUAAGACAUUUGCCAUGUAUUUUUAUAAGGGGUUGUAAUAAAUAACAGUUGCAUUGAA